Messenger RNA from Anthostomella pinea, 1554 nucleotides. The record is from the annotation of a GenBank genome assembly. NCBI's taxonomy places the organism in Eukaryota, Fungi, Ascomycota, Sordariomycetes, Xylariales, Xylariaceae.
AUGCAGCGACUGAGCGGCUCGGGGCUGAGCCACCGGCUCCUGGCCAAGACGUACCUGGCGCCUGGCCAAGUACGAUAUAGGCAUUUUGGCCGUCGCAAGUGGUUGGCCAACAGCUCCUGGGCUUUGUCCCGAAAAGAAUUCCCUACGUUCGAGGCCUCGACUCUUCUACUAGACCUGGAUGCCGAGGACAGCAAGUUCGUGCGAGCCUACGAUGGGGAGCUGGAUGGCGUGCCCGAACCUGGACUGGCACUGAAGGAGCGCCAGACGCAUCCGGUCAGGGAACGCAUUGCAGAUUUCGAAAAGAACUAUGCAGCCGACGAAGCCGCUUACGCAACGAAUGCGAGCUGCAAAUUCUCCCCGUGGCACAUUUCCGACCACGAUGUCCUUUCCGUUGCCCUUCUCAACACACCUACCAAACCUACCACGGUUGCGUCUGAGAAGACGCCGCAGAUUCCUCGCAGUCUGUACUACGACCAGACGAUAGGUUCGAUACUCGACAAAAACGGGAUACCGAAGAUGGUGCGGGAGAGCGCUUCCAAAACCAUUCCUUAUAUGAUGCGUCGCCAAUGGCCACCUCUGCGGCUGUCGGUAGUUUCCGGCGACGAAAAGCUAUUUGCGGAUGCUUUAAGGAGCUGUCAGGAGUUUGCGGAAAUCGAGAGGCUCGUUGCCAAUGUCAUGCAAACACCUCAGGGUUGUCAACUCGUGUCCGACUCUGGUAGCGCGCUGAUGUCAGUCUGCAACGAGAUCGCCAAUGAUAUCGCACCUUCAGCUAUACUCUCGUUUUUGACCAGUCUGACUUUGAGCCUUCACCAUGGGCGCUACACCGUGCCUCCUGAGCUCCUCGAAGGCGGCUUGGAAGCUUCAUUACAAUGUUCCGCUUUCGCAACAACCCAGACAUAUCUGAGACUCUCGGCCCAGGCUGGAAUAGAACUCUCGAAGGGGAAGUCCGCCUACAUCAUUUCGAUAGUCAAGGCGUCAAUAUCCUCCUUUGAGCCCAGAAACACCCAGUCCAUGAUAGGUCACCACAACGCAGAUCGACUUCUGGCGGUUUUCCGUCUUCUGACAAGCCAUUAUUUGGGUGCUAGAUCGAAAACUUUCUCUGGCCCUGGACUUUGGGAAUAUGUCAGCUGUCUUGCUCAGUUAGGAGCCUUCCGCACGAUGUGGCACGAUUUUCAAAGACGGCGGAUCAGCAAGACCGGUCACAUCAGCAUAGGACACCAUGCUACCGCUCAAACCCCUAUUGUUGAGGCUUACAUGGACGCCAUACACGAGGCUUGCCGGACGAGUAAUGGUGUCGCAAACUUCAUCAGCUCACCAGACUUCAUGAUUGCGUCUGGGGAGUAUGAGGAAGACUGCCGGCUCGACAUGGAAGAUAUUCGCAAAUCAGCCGACAUGCUUGCGAUGCAGGGAACCGGAAGCAGCUUGGCAAACGGCUUCAAGAGAGCACCAAAUGUGCAGGAGCAGAUGAUGGCAAUCUUGAGCAAAAGACCGAUUCGGGGGGCUUUGCUGGAUCUGCAAGCCUUUUUGGUCAAUAAGCAAGCUUCGCUCUUAUGA